This is a messenger RNA of Empidonax traillii (willow flycatcher), 2885 nucleotides long. RefSeq names its product V-type proton ATPase subunit B. NCBI's taxonomy places the organism in Eukaryota, Metazoa, Chordata, Aves, Passeriformes, Tyrannidae. The transcript has 14 exons. Gene Ontology annotation, molecular function: ATP binding. The record is from RefSeq and is a predicted model, not a curated record. Bases 310 to 1527 code for a protein of 405 amino acids.
GGGCCCGGCGGGCCCCGCGAGCAGGCGGCGGCCCUGACCCGGGAUUUCCUGUCGCAGCCGCGCCUCACCUAUAAAACUGUCUCGGGUGUGAACGGCCCCCUGGUUAUCUUGGAUCAAGUCAAGUUCCCCAGGUACGCAGAGAUCGUCCACCUGACUCUCCCCGAUGGCACAAGGAGGAGUGGGCAGGUCCUGGAAGUCAGUGGCUCCAAAGCUGUGGUUCAGGUGUUUGAAGGCACUUCAGGGAUUGAUGCCAAGAAAACCUCCUGUGAGUUCACCGGGGACAUCCUGCGAACCCCGGUCUCGGAGGACAUGCUUGGCAGAGUGUUCAAUGGAUCAGGAAAACCUAUAGACAGAGGCCCCAUUGUCUUGGCUGAAGAUUUCCUGGACAUUAUGGGCCAGCCCAUCAACCCCCAGUGUCGUAUCUACCCGGAGGAAAUGAUCCAGACUGGAAUUUCAGCCAUAGAUGGCAUGAACAGCAUUGCCAGGGGCCAGAAAAUCCCCAUCUUCUCAGCUGCUGGGCUGCCCCACAACGAGAUCGCAGCUCAGAUCUGUCGCCAGGCUGGCUUGGUGAAAAAAUCCAAAGAUGUGAUGGACUACAGCGAGGAGAACUUUGCCAUCGUGUUUGCUGCUAUGGGGGUGAACAUGGAAACCGCUCGGUUCUUCAAAUCAGACUUCGAGGAGAACGGGUCCAUGGACAACGUGUGCCUGUUCCUGAACCUGGCCAACGACCCCACCAUCGAGCGCAUCAUCACCCCCCGGCUGGCCCUGACCACGGCAGAGUUCCUGGCCUACCAGUGUGAGAAGCACGUGCUGGUCAUCCUGACAGACAUGAGCUCCUAUGCUGAGGCCCUGCGGGAGGUGUCAGCAGCCCGGGAGGAGGUUCCUGGGCGCCGUGGCUUCCCGGGCUACAUGUACACCGACCUGGCCACCAUCUACGAGCGCGCCGGGCGCGUGGAGGGCAGGAACGGCUCCAUCACCCAGAUCCCCAUCCUCACCAUGCCCAACGACGAUAUUACUCAUCCUAUCCCUGACCUGACUGGGUACAUCACUGAGGGACAGAUCUAUGUGGACAGGCAGCUGCACAACAGACAGGUGUGUGCUGCAAUACUUAGGAUUAUUCCUGUUAACUGUUGGAUGUUUCUCCCCCAGAUUUACCCACCCAUUAACGUCCUGCCCUCCUUGUCUCGACUGAUGAAGUCGGCAAUUGGGGAGGGAAUGACCAGGAAGGAUCAUGCAGAUGUGUCCAACCAGCUGUACGCCUGCUACGCCAUCGGGAAGGACGUGCAGGCCAUGAAGGCGGUGGUUGGGGAGGAAGCUCUCACCUCAGAUGACCUGCUGUACCUGGAGUUCCUGCAGAAGUUCGAGAAGAACUUCAUCGCUCAGGGUCCCUACGAGAACCGCACGGUGUACGAGACCCUGGACAUCGGCUGGCAGCUCCUGCGGAUCUUCCCCAAGGAGAUGCUCAAGAGAAUCCCCCAGAGCACCCUGGCAGAGUUCUACCCCCGGGAUUCCACUGCAAAGCACUAACCCAGCUGCCUCCCCCACCUUGCCCCCUGCUCUGUGAGGUGCUGGUUUGGUUUCCGUUCCCACGUGUUGGUGUUCGCUCGUCGCCCUUAGGAUUCACACCGGGAGUAGGUGACGCUCGUGCCACUGUUCCCGUGUCCACCGAGACCAGUCUUUAAAAUAUCCCUUCUCCCAGGAGGACACUUAGGCCAGCUCUUACAGAUUGUGCAAUAGCCACCACGAGGUUUGGUUUUUUCCUAGAGCUGAACCUUUCUGUAGGCAAUUUCAAGGGAGUUGUCCGAGGAUUACCAGGAACUGCAGAUCUUUGCUUGCAAACUGUGGUUUAGGGAACACGAAAAGAGCGAAUGUGACUUGCAUGACAACGUUCCUCUCUGGAAAAUGCAGGUUUUUUUGAACCAUGGCUUAAGAUUCUGAAAGGUUUGUGUGAAAUGAGGCCACGAGGAGGCAACGCUGGGGGGGCUUUUCCACCAGCAAAGGGUCUUUCAGGGGACACAGGCCAGUGAGUUGCUACCUGAAAGUAGCAUAAUUACUGAAUUAAAGGUUUUAAAUUGAAGCUUGCAGACUAAGUUUCCUACUUAACCCUUUCUUCUUUGGAUUCUGGAAAUGCCAGGGACACAAACCAGCAGAACAAGUGAUUCUGAGCUCAGAAGCGUCACCACAACUGCUGGUAGUUCAAGGCUUUGUGGUGCUGCUGAAGGGGAUCCUGAGGUGUGAGAAAAACCCACCUGUCACAAGUGGGAGCUCUUACAGAAUGUCCUGCACUAAAUGAUGCAACAGGAGGAGAAAAAAAAAAAAAAAAAAAAAGCUUUUAGUGUCAGAAAGGAUAUUUUGAAUCCUGCUCUGGGUGUGCUGGGCCCGUGCUGUGUCUGAAGCUGUUGUGGUUUGCACUCCAGGCACGGACUUGCCUGGCCCUGAGCUCAGCAUUCCCAAGCACUGCAAUCCUGGCCAGGCAGUUCCGUGCUGUUCUCUUUCCAGCGGGUUCAGACGAGGCUCCAGGCCCCGCUGCUGGCAAACUUCCACGCUUUCUUCCCAGGCUUCCCGCAGUCUGAGCUCUGCUCUGGCUCACCAAGGCGUGUUGCACCUCUCUGAACGCCUUCAGUGCCCGUCUGGGGAGGUGUGAACAUGCUAAUUCCAGCUCCCUGACGUCUCCCAUGUGUGCAGUUCCCCCUAGCUGUGUGUUCUCUGUGACUGCAGGAGCGACUCAAUCCCGGUGCAUUCCGCCCAAAGCUGUGUCAAGUCUCUCUUGUUUGUUUGUUUGUUUUUUUUUCCUUGAGGUCAGGAUGGGAGGUUGGAAGCGUUGGCAUGAAAAUACUUUAAUGUAGAGGAUAUAUCUAAAUAAAUUAAAUAUGGAAGGUGUUGAA